AUGACGAUGCCACAGAUGAGGGCUUCAAUCUUAUCUCUUUUUGUGUCGGGGGUUAAAGAAAUGCCUCGUGGGCGUGUCCACCCACCGCACCGGUCGGUAGCCGGCACGGGGACGCAGCCAAUGAAUGCGCUUGCGCAGGUGCGCGCGUGCGACGGCGGGCCGCGGCCGCGCUGCGGCGUGGCGCGCGCCGCGCCCACUGGGGCGCUUUAUCGGACAUACGGGCCCGCAGUUCUCAAAUUAAACAAAUGUAACAAAUGCAAAGGCAUUGUAGACAAGUACAUUGAGUAUGAUCCUGUGAUAGUGAUGAUUGAUCUCGUAUUAAUGUCCAAAGAAGCUCAAAGACAUGUUAUUUAUAAUACUGAUUUCAAGUCAUACUGGAAGCUUUUCAUAAUCCUGAUACUGCUGGAGACAUACGGAGUGUGGCGCAAUGACAGCCUGUUCAACAUAUUGAUCAACUCCAUUUGUGGCAUACAAACAAACACCACUAUCAACUCCACCUACUUAUACCUGCCUAUCAAUAUUUCUGCCCCUGGCUCUUGGAAGAGUCAGUGCAGUGGCUGGGUGCCUGAGGAGAGAGCUGAUAAUUUUGACUUAUUCAUAUGGGAGAAAGAUUUCUACAUACAAUUUAUUUCAACUUUCACAGGUAUAAUAGCAUUUGUCUUGACUACUCACUUUCUAAUGACAUUGCUGGGAUCCCAAUCAUCAGAGCAGAAUAAAGUGUCACUUGUAAGAGUAUUAAAAGCAUUUUCCCUAGCAAAUGUGAGCAUUCUUUUCACAUUACCAAUGUUGGUGUGGGGCAACACUGAAACUUCUACAGAGACUAGAACCAUACAUUACUUGCUUGUAUUUGGGUACAGCUUUGUUGUAUUUCUCAAUGUAUUUACGGUUUUAUAUGAGUGUUCUGCAGCAGUCACAAUAUUUGUACUUGUAAUAAGCAAUUGUGCAAAAUACCUGACUACAUUCCAUGGGACUCCAUUUCUGCACGUGUUAGUGACAUAGCAAGAAACAAGUUUCAGUAACUGCAGUAUCACAGAAUAUUUAUUUAAAAAAUAUAUUCACUUUACACUUUAAUAACAUAAUCAUUGGUACAUACAUAAACUAUAUUUUGUUUACAAGUAUGUGUUACAUGUUCUGUUAUUGUGUACUUACAAUUCUAACAAUUUGUUUCCAAAUUAUUUAAAAUAAUAUGCAUAUUUUGCAAAAAUAAAUCCUUAUAAUUAAUCUGCCCCAUGAAGUAAAGGAAAUAUAAAUGUAAUAAACAAAUUAAAAACAAAAACACUACAUACAUAGAUAUAGCUAAUGAGGCUAAAACAAUGCAGCAUACCUAUUAUUACAACAAACAACUUUUAGAAAUUCACACAUUUUUUUAUUUACUUACCUUAUAAAUU
Hyposmocoma kahamanoa is the source of this 1388-nucleotide messenger RNA. It is a transcript of the gene Arv1, whose product is annotated as protein ARV1. Gene Ontology annotation, cellular component: cortical endoplasmic reticulum; Golgi apparatus. The transcript has 8 exons. Gene Ontology annotation, biological process: regulation of plasma membrane sterol distribution; intracellular sterol transport; sphingolipid metabolic process. Bases 1 to 999 code for a protein of 332 amino acids. The record is from RefSeq and is a predicted model, not a curated record. NCBI's taxonomy places the organism in Eukaryota, Metazoa, Arthropoda, Insecta, Lepidoptera, Cosmopterigidae.